AUGGCACCGGAUCCGCUCCCUGCCAACAUCCAUGUCUCCACGCAUCCUUGUCUCCGUGCAAAGCUGUCCCAGCUGCGAUCACAGAGCACAACCUCCUCCCAGGAAAUAAAGUCGCUGGUCCAUGAUAUCGCCGCGAUCCUCGGAUGUGAGGCGCUUGCGGCAGGAUUGAGAACGCUUCCAAGUGGGACGACAGAAAAGAAAAGAAAUAAGAAAAUAGGAAGAAGGAAAGAAAUAAUGUUUGGUUGGCACACGACAGGACAAGACCCGCUAGAUGUCGACUAUACGACGGAGGCCGUUGAGCCAUCCAACAUCGCGCUCAUCCCGGUGCUAAGAUCCGGUCUUGGGAUGGUGGUGGCCCUUCAAACCCUCCUCCCUUUCUCUGUCCCCGUCCACCAUCUCGGCCUCUUCCGCGAACGCAUCACCCUGCAGCCGGUCGAAUACUACAACAAACUGCCCUACGAACCCGCUUGCCCUUCGUCCUCCGACUUGACAGCACUAUCAGCAACAGCCCCAGCCCCUGUCUCGACAAACACCGCCGUCAACAAAGCCGCUGCGACGCUGGCUAUCCUCCUCGACCCGGUCAUCGCAACUGGCGGCAGUGCCGCGGCUGCUACCUAG
Messenger RNA from Rasamsonia emersonii CBS 393.64, 618 nucleotides. Its product is annotated as Uracil phosphoribosyltransferase. Bases 1 to 618 code for a protein of 205 amino acids. The record is from RefSeq and is a predicted model, not a curated record. The transcript has 3 exons. Lineage: Eukaryota; Fungi; Ascomycota; Eurotiomycetes; Eurotiales; Trichocomaceae.